Mercenaria mercenaria is the source of this 1602-nucleotide messenger RNA. RefSeq lists its product as uncharacterized. The coding region runs from base 1 to 1602 and encodes 533 amino acids. The transcript has 3 exons. Lineage: Eukaryota; Metazoa; Mollusca; Bivalvia; Venerida; Veneridae. The record is from RefSeq and is a predicted model, not a curated record.
AUGAAAACUGACGGCGGAGCACAAUAUAGAGCGGAAAAAGAAGUAAAGAAGAUUACCAACAAGAUGUGUAGAGAUGGUCUUAUUUCCAAGAAGCUGAAAGAUUAUUUAAUACAGAAACAUCCAGUUAUUGGCAAAUUGAAGGGAAAUCCCAAAAUUCACAAGCGUGAGAAUCCAUACAGAACGAUUGUUAGUGGAAUUGGAACUGCAACAGAGCGCAUGGCAGAAGUAGCGGAGAAGGAACUUAAUGAAUAUGUUGAAAAUAGUCCCAGCUACUUAAAAGAUACCACAGAUUUCUUAAACAAACUGAAACUGAUUCCCCUACCUAUCCCAGAAGGAGUGAUUUUGUUUUGUUUUGACGUAGUCAAGUUGUACCCAUCUAUACCCAGACGAGAAGGUUUAACAGCUUGUGAAGAAGCUCUCCAAUGCAGAACUAACCCAAAUGUCACAACAGAAGCGGUUAUGAAAAUGAUAAAUACGGUACUAACGAACAAUGUUUUUUCAUUCAAUAAUAGCGAGUAUGUCCAGAAGGAAGGAGUGGUGAUAGGGUCAAAGCUAGGUCGUAAUUUUGCUUGUUGCUACAUGCGCAAAUGGGACGAGAAGUUGGAGAAUGAAAAAGUACCAAUGUUUUACAAGCGUUACACUGAUGACGGAUUUGGACUGUGGCAACAUGGACUAGAAGAUCAUUUAAAAUUCAGAGAUUUUGCGAAUCAGAUACACCCGAACAUAAAAGUGGAAUUAAGGUGGCAUACAACAAGAAUAGAAUUUCUGGACACGACAGCAAUUCCGUAUGGAUUAGGAGUAAGACUGAAAAGGAUUUGCUCGACGAAAGCAGACUACGCCAAACACAGACAGGAACUAAGAGGCCAGCUAAGGAGGAGGGGUUACAGCGGAAAGUUUAUUGAAAAUCAGCUGGAUAGAGUAGACAAGAUAGAUAGGGCUAAACUAUUAACACCACAGAAACUCAAAAAAGAGAAAAUGAAGAGGGUACCUGUAGUAGUGACUUACUCCAGACAUCUCCCGAAUUUACAUAAUAUUGUACGUAAACAUAUGAACACUUUACACAAAUCAGAACGAAUGAAACAUAUAUUCAGUGACACCCCAAUUGUGGCUUACCGCAGGAACACGAAUAUUUCUGACCUUUUGGUACAUGGAAAGACAAACAAGGUUAUGAAGCAAUACCAAACGGGCGAUUUGAAACCAAGAUGUAACGGAAAGUGCGUGGUAUGUGAAAUGAUAGACAAAGGGAGGCACAAUAAUGACAAGGCUAUAGCGGCACGGAUAGAUCGAACUCAUACCUGCCAGGCAUGGAACCUGAACAUAAAUUCCUAUAUUGGUGAAACGUCAAGAUCGCUGAAGGAGAGAUUGCGAGAACAUGAAGCGGACAUACGGCUGAAACGUACGAAACCAGUGGCAGAACAUUUCAAUACGCCUGGUCAUAGCAUAGGUGAUGUCGGGGUGUCGGUGUUAAAACACAUGAAGGAAAACAGUAGAUACUACCGACAGAUCAAGGAGCUUGAGUGGAUCCACGAGUUGCAGACAGAGGCGCCAAAUGGACUUAAUACGAAAGCGAAACUUGGGGUUCUUUGGAGAGAAUAUAAAUAA